This is a messenger RNA of Temnothorax curvispinosus, 1761 nucleotides long. Its product is annotated as cytochrome P450 6a2-like. The record is from RefSeq and is a predicted model, not a curated record. The transcript has a single exon. Gene Ontology annotation, molecular function: heme binding; iron ion binding; oxidoreductase activity, acting on paired donors, with incorporation or reduction of molecular oxygen. The coding region runs from base 181 to 1689 and encodes 502 amino acids. Lineage: Eukaryota; Metazoa; Arthropoda; Insecta; Hymenoptera; Formicidae.
AUCGCCAAUGCGAAUUUUAUUACUGCUUUGCAGCCUAGGCUUGCUCGUCCACUCGUUAAUCGACGCUAUCAUCAUACGCUUCAGCGAUUCCGCUACAUCACAAUCAGUCACAGUUGAUACGUGAUUAAGGCAACAUCUGUAUAUCUGACCAAGUGCCACUUGUCGUUCGAGAAUAGCAACAUGACUAUCGUGUUGGUGUUUUUGAUUCUCGGAGCGCUUAUAGCCCUUUACUAUUAUCUGACGCGAAAUUAUAAGUACUGGCAAAGACGUGGAGUUCCGUGGAUGGAUGGAGCCCUGCCGGGGUUCGGACACAUGCUGUCGGUCAUAUGCUUGCGGACGGAUGCCGCUGAUUUUUAUAACAAGAUUUAUAAGGACAAUAAAGGUCGAAGUAUGGUAGGGAUUUACGAGUUGAUGUCACCGUCGCUGAUAAUCCUCGAGCCGGAAUUGGUGAAAACAGUGCUGCAGACCAAUUUCUCAAAUUUCUCCGCGAAUACCGUUCAUGUCGACCCCGAAGUGGAUCCGCUCUUAUCAUAUAAUCCAUUUUGUCUUACCGGCGACAAGUGGCAAAACAGCAGAAAGCGUUUGACCUAUGCAUUUUCUAGUAUGCGAUUAAAAAUCCUGCUGGAAAGUGUCAAAUUGGUGUGCGCGACGAUGGAGAAAUAUAUAGAUGGAAAGAUGAGUAACGUCGAGAAAGCGGAGUUUGAGCUGAAGUCCUUGUUCUCCAGAUACACCGCCCAAGUAGUAGCCGCCGCUGGUUUCGGCGUGGAUGGAUACUGUUUCGAUGACGAGAAAAAGGAUAUAUCUUUCCGAAAACUCGGACAAGCCAUUUUUGAGCCGUCCACGCGAAACAAAAUCAUGUUCACUUUCUUAUUCCUCAUCCCAUCGUUGAACAAAAUUUUUAAAAUGAGUUUUAUUCCGAAGAGCGUAGACCAUUUCUUCAGGACAUUGGUUGCGGAUGUCAUGGGUCAAAGGAGAAAAGAUGGUAUACCUAGGAACGAUUUUCUUCAUUUGAUGGCCGAACUGGAGAGAGCGGAGGGCAAAAAAUUCGACACUGAAAUGCUCACGGGACAAGCGCUGUCGUUCUUUAUCGAUGGCUAUGAGACCUCUAGCACUGUCAUGAGUUUUAUUGGCUUCCAUUUGGCCAGUUAUCCGGAAAUACAAGAGAAAUUACGCGAAGAGGUAUUGUCCGUGCUUAACAAAUACGACGGUGAAAUCACGUAUGAAGGUUUGAGGGAGAUGACAUACAUGGACCAAGUCUUCAACGAAUCGAUGAGAAUGGUACCCGUAAUAGUACUCAUAAAGAAACGAUGCACGGAAGAAUUUGAAUUGAAAGGCUCGGAUGGAGUUGUUUGUCGCGUGCAACCCGGAACGAAGAUCAUGAUACCGGUACAAGCUUUGCAUACAGAUCCUGAAUACUGGGAAAAUCCCGAAGAGUACAAUCCUGAAAGAUUCAGCUCGGACAGGAAAUAUAACAUAGAGAGAUUCGCUUAUCUUCCCUUCGGCGAAGGUCCGCGAAUUUGCGUGGGGAUGAGAAUGGCCCAGCUACAGAUAAAAGCAGGUCUGGCUAGAAUUCUGAAAAAGUACAGCGUUGAACUAUCCCCGAGGACGCAAAUACCUUUAAAGAUGAUUCCUGGAACCAUUCUACCAACACCAAAAGGUGGUCUGUGGUCCUACUUUAGACGUCUUUGAGCUCGAAUAUUUUCUCUUAAAUUUUUUCCGAGUUUUUUCGUCAUAAAUAAUUUUUUAUGUUCAAUAAAAAAA